AUGCAUCCCCGUGGCGAUUCUCUGAUCAAUACUAUCACGGAAAACUGCGACAGCACAAUUGUGGUUGUUCGAUCCGUCGGCCUAGUCGACAUGGAGCCCAGCCCUGUUCUUGUUGACAUUCUCUACGGCGAAGUGAACCCCUCUGGCAGACUGGUCUACACAAUCGUGAAGAACCCCAGUGACUAUGCCCAGUCGGAAAUUGUCGCGGAGCCACAGCCAUACCCUCAGAACCACUGCACGGAGGGUGUACCAGUUGACUCCCGAGGCUUCGAAAAGAACAACACGAAGCCUCGCUUUGCAUUCGGCCAUGGCCUAUCCUACUCGACAUUCACGUACACGGAUCUCGAUGUUUUCAAGCACCGUGGACUAACCACCGCUCUGGAAGCCCCAAUUGAUUAUGUUAGGAAUGCACCAGGUGGAGACAUGGCGCUGUACGAUGUAGCAAUGAAUGGUGAAGUGACAAUUUGA
This is a messenger RNA of Penicillium antarcticum, 468 nucleotides long. RefSeq names its product glycoside hydrolase family 3 protein. Bases 1 to 468 code for a protein of 155 amino acids. Lineage: Eukaryota; Fungi; Ascomycota; Eurotiomycetes; Eurotiales; Aspergillaceae. Gene Ontology annotation, molecular function: beta-glucosidase activity. The transcript has 3 exons. Gene Ontology annotation, biological process: glucan catabolic process. The record is from RefSeq and is a predicted model, not a curated record.